GGUACAGCUGGGGGGUUAAUUUCAGUAACUUAGUUUGACGUGUCGAUAUCACAGCCGAGUGACGUUGGUUUCAUAAGGGAGGCUGCGUUUGGAAGAACUGAAGAAAAAUUUACAUUCCUCAGAGUUAAAGAUGACAGUAGCAAAAGAAGUUAUUCAUAGUAAAGAAAAUAUUCUUCAGGAGAUUGAUCAAGAGAUUCAAGUGGCGUAUGAAUAUCAUUUAAAAAAUGGUUAUACCCCAGAAGAAAUUCAAAAAGCUGCAAAGCCUCUUUUGGAACCUCUUCGUCGGGGAAGAUAUAAAAAGCGUCUAGUUUUCCUCGUUAAAGUUACUUUAGUUUUACUUGUUAUUUAUAUGCUGCUUUCUGCGGAUCCUGUUUACCGAAGACUUUGUAUGUAUGGUAGAUUGUUUUUGUUUCAGGUUCUACCAUUUUGGGAUUGGACAGAAAUGUAUUACUCCUCCUGUUUCAUUUAUAACCCUUUCUUUUCUAAAAACAAGCUUACAGAAAGUGACUGUCAGGUGUGUGAAGAUAUUACAGAAAUUGAAAGAUUCAAUCAAACAUCACCUGAUGAAGUGGCUGAACACCUUUUAAAGAAUGACAUACCUUUAAUUGUAAUGGAAGGCACCAACAACUGGCCAAUCAUGGAGGAAACGUUUAGUCUUGCUAAUUUGAGUGAGGGCUAUCUUGAUGACCCUCGAAUAAAUAGCGUAGGAGUCUGCAUGUUCCAAACUAACUUGCGAUUUCAUACACCACAGAAAUUUCUACAAAAAUUAAAACAGAACCCUCACAUGGACCGGUGGUAUGUUCAUUGGGAAAAUUGUGAAAAGGCUACAGAAAAGUUUCUCCGGAAAUUUUACCGAAGACCCUACUUUAUACCUCCUAUGUUAGAGAUGAUACAAUCAAAUUGGAUUAUGAUGUCAUUUAACUACAAAGGACGGCUUUACAAGAAGAUUCAACCACCUACCAGUACUACAGUAAUGUGGCUAGCUCAGGUGCGAGGCUACCACCACAUUAGGCUGAAACCUAAAAAACCAUGUAACAAUUUAUGUGAAAAUCUAGAAGAUGUUCUUGAAGAAGGAGAUGUUUUAUUAUUCCCUGUCACCCUGUGGAAGUUGGAGUACCUACCUGGUGAAAAAUCAGAAAACUUGGCAAUUGGUGGAGGAGGGUAUUUUCAAUAAUGAAGGAAAGAAAGCAUAUUUUGUAAAUGUUGGGAUAAAUAUUCUUGUAUCUGUGCUACACUUGAUUCUUCUUGUUCUUUGUAACUUGUACUAGUACCAGUAAGUAGUGAAAUAUUUAGCUAUUUCUGAUGUUUUUAGUAAGCAUAGAUUAAAAGUGAAGUAGCCUGUUAUGAUAAAUACCGAUAUUUUUGGUGGUUUUGUCUGUCUGAAUGGGAAAAGUUAAAUACCUAUAUUUUAAAUAAAUGGAUAAGUUAAUGAAUUGAGAAAGUUUUUUAAAUUUGCUGUAAUGUUACUGUAUUUUAGAAGUGUGAAGAUCUUCAGAUAAUAUCAUGAGGUGUUUUUUAUAUUAUAUAUAUAUAUAUAUAUAUUGUAUACCCUUUUGUUUAUUGUUUAAAU
This is a messenger RNA of Limulus polyphemus (Atlantic horseshoe crab), 1570 nucleotides long. RefSeq lists its product as uncharacterized. NCBI's taxonomy places the organism in Eukaryota, Metazoa, Arthropoda, Merostomata, Xiphosura, Limulidae. The record is from RefSeq and is a predicted model, not a curated record. Bases 131 to 1174 code for a protein of 347 amino acids. The transcript is spliced from 7 exons.